AUGAAGUACUCCGUCGUCCUCGCUGCCCUCGGCGCCUCCGCCGUCAUGGCCUCCCCGGCCGGCGACGUCACCCCCAACACCAUGUUCGCCCUCGACAAGCGUGCCAGCUUCCCCAUCCCCUCCUCCAAGGGCUCCGUCACCUACAAGUCGGCCCAGAAGAUCUCCGGCACCUUCGACGGUGGCAUGAAGACCUACGGCCGUGGCGUCAGCUGCACCGGUCAGGCUGAGGGCGGCGACUCGGACGCCGUCUUCAUCCUCGCCAACGGCGCCACCCUCAAGAACGCCAUCAUCGGCAAGGACCAGAUCGAGGGUGUCCACUGCGAGGGCUCCUGCACCGUCGAGAACGUCUGGUGGUCCGACGUCUGCGAGGACGCUCUGUCCCUCAAGGGCGACGGUAACGCCAAGAUCGUUGGCGGUGGUGCCAGCGGCGCUGCUGACAAGGUCAUCCAGCACAACGGCAUGGGUACCGUGACCAUCGACGGCUUCACCGCCGUCGACUUCGGCAAGCUGUACCGCAGCUGCGGUAACUGCAAGAAGAUGGGCCUCCGCAACGUCGUCGUCAAGAACGUCAAGGCCUACAACGGCAAGUCCCUCGUCGGCAUCAACUCCAACUACGGCGACAAGGCCACCAUCACCGGCACCUGCGCCACCUCCGUCAAGGAGAUCUGCGUCGAGUACCAGGGCACCAGCCCCGGCAACGAGCCCAAGAAGAUCAGCUCCGGCCCCAGCGACCACUGCGUCUACAAGACCCUGAGCAGCUGCUAA
This is a messenger RNA of Neoarthrinium moseri, 765 nucleotides long. RefSeq lists its product as uncharacterized. The record is from RefSeq and is a predicted model, not a curated record. Gene Ontology annotation, biological process: pectin catabolic process. Gene Ontology annotation, molecular function: pectate lyase activity. Gene Ontology annotation, cellular component: extracellular region. The transcript has a single exon. Bases 1 to 765 code for a protein of 254 amino acids. NCBI's taxonomy places the organism in Eukaryota, Fungi, Ascomycota, Sordariomycetes, Amphisphaeriales, Apiosporaceae.